AUGUCGAAUGGGAGUUCCCCCAACGACUGCUAUAAUACGAAUUGUUGCUCCCGUCACUGUUUAUGCUAUGUUGCAAGAGAGCUGGAUCGUGUUGCAAAGUCAUGGCAUAUCGUAUGUUAUAUAUUAUCUAACGUGACGCUGCUGAUGCCACAGAAUUCCUCGUGUGGUUUUGGAAGAGUCUUACAUACAUAUGUAAAAACUAGUUUCUUCAUCCGCGGAAGUCAACAGGAGUCAGUGGCACCAGCGGUAGUCAGCAGCACCAGCGGUAGUCAGCAGCAAUCAGUAGCACCAGCGCGUAGUCAGCAGCAACCAGUAGCACCAGCGGUAGUCAGCAGCAUCAGUAGCACCACGGUAGUCAGCAAGCAAUCAGUAGCACCAGCUGGUAGUCAGCAGCAAUUCAGUAGCACCAGCGGUAGUCAGCAGCAUCACGGUAGUCAGCAGCAAUCAGUAGCACCACCGGUAGUCAGCAGCAUCAGUAGCACCAGCGGUAGUCAGCAGGCAAUCAGUAGCACCAGCGCAAUCAGUAGCACAGCGGUAGUCAGCAGCACCAGCGGUAGUCAGCCGCAAUCAGUAGCACCAGCGGUAGUCGCAGCAAUCAGUAGCACCAGCGGUUGUCAGCAGCAAUCAGUAGCCACCAGCGGUAGUCAGCAGCAACAGCGCGGUAGUCAAGCAGCAAUCAGUAGCACCAGCGUAGUCAGCAGCAAUCAGCAGCACCAGCGACAGUCAGCAGCAAUCAGUAGCUCAGCGGUAGUCAGCAGCAUCAGUAGACACCAGCGGAACAUUCCAUAUGAGCACAAUGCUUAA
Messenger RNA from Penaeus chinensis, 804 nucleotides. RefSeq names its product cell wall protein TIR4-like. The transcript is spliced from 7 exons. The record is from RefSeq and is a predicted model, not a curated record. The coding region runs from base 1 to 804 and encodes 267 amino acids. Lineage: Eukaryota; Metazoa; Arthropoda; Malacostraca; Decapoda; Penaeidae.